AUGCCCCCAAAAAGAGAGAACCCGGAAGUCGCACGACUCGUGUGUGAGCAACUCUUAGCGGCACUCCCUAACAUAGUCAGUCAGGUGGUUGCUGGUCUGAAUGCUAACCAACUAAACAAUCCAGAGCCGAGGGUGGCUAGGGAAUUCACUUAUAAAUCUUUUAGAUCUUGCAACCCGAAAGAAUUCUAUGGAAYCGAAGGAGCAGUAGGAAUAUUAUCAUGGCUCAAGAGCAUGGAAUAUGUUCUUCACAUCAGUAAAUGUACUAAAGGAAACAAAGUAGAAUAUGGUGCAUAUUUGAUACAAGGAAGGGCACUUGCCUGGUGGAAUACAUUGGUACAAUCUAGAGGACGAGAGGCAGCUAAUCAGCUUACAUGGCAAGAAUUCAAGAAGCUACUCAAGGAUGAGUAUUGCCCAAGGAGUGAACUCCAGAAGCUGGGAUUUGAGCUGUGGAAUCACGAAAUGAAGGGAGCAGAUAUAGAUGGUUAUACUUCUCGAUUCCCGAAUUAG
Molecule: messenger RNA, 507 nt
Organism: Cynara cardunculus var. scolymus (artichoke)
Lineage: Eukaryota; Viridiplantae; Streptophyta; Magnoliopsida; Asterales; Asteraceae
Exons: 1
Coding region: 1-507 (168 amino acids)
Source: RefSeq, a predicted model, not a curated record